This is a messenger RNA of Amoebophrya sp. A120, 22242 nucleotides long. The record is from the annotation of a GenBank genome assembly. Lineage: Eukaryota; Dinophyceae; Syndiniales; Amoebophryaceae.
AUUGGGGCGCAGCAGAGUCGUCGGCGUGAAGCGGGUCGCCCAACACAUGUUGGCCCUUUAAUUUGUUUUACUAGUCCCAUUUGCUUUUGAAGAGAGCUUGAAUUGCUGUGAGAUCCAACCCCCGUAGGAAUCUUGAGAAGUCGGCUUUGGUGUUGCGGAAGAAAGUGAAUACGAUAAAAAUCACUUAGUGCGAUGUACUCGCGUUUGGUGUCUUUUCAAAGCGGCAGCAUCGAAUGACGCAGGGUCGAGACGAGCCGGCAGCUGCCUUCGCUAUCUUUUUGAAAAUAGACUACUUGCUCACCCCAGAAGAAGGCGCCGACUUCUAUGGAAACCUUUUCAUGGAAAUCUUACGAAGCGUUCAUUUGGACUAGUCGCGCAGGCUGGUCAGCUAAUUUACAUGUACCUAUAGUACUUUUUUUUUUGUCGGAAAGAAAAUUGCGAUCAUUGCCUUUUUCUGGUGGAGAUGUCGCUUUUCAAUGCUACAGCCACCGGGUUUGGCGGCGCACGUGGCUGGGCCAGAAGUACAGGGAGUGUUGGACAGGAUGAGAAAGUUCACUUUCCCCUGCGUUCCACGCAACUCAGGAAGGAGUUGGCUUACUUCAGCUUGCUUACAUUUUCGCUCAAGCGAGAAAAAAACCUGCAGCGCGGUCGUGCAAGCAAAGGGCGAAGUCAUUCAGAACAGCUCCGGGAAAAGUACUGCGGCCACGGUCCCAACAGGAGUAGUCCACCGGCUAGGGCGGAACGAAACCGAAGCCCAAGCCCUUGCCGCGGCGUUUCCGAAGCCAGCCUGUCGGUGCAGCCUGGAGUGCACACACUCGAAGGUUUUACUGGCGAAAAUGACAAAGACAGCAAACGAGAUGAUGAAGGACAUCGUCACGCCACAGCAGUGGCUAUUGCAGUAUGUGCAUCCACCGUAGAAGACGCUGUGCAGCAAGCCAUAGUGCCGGGUACGGUGCUUGACACAACGGCUCCUACUAUCCUGUGUAAAAACGUCUCUACGCCAUCCCCAAAGCCACGAUGUGAGCUCUGCUAUAGCAUACACCUCGUUACACAAAAUUGCUCCUAGUCAAGUGGCAGGAAAACAAGGUCACUCUGCGGCAGCAGCCGCGCCAGCAGCUUCGUAGGUUGACUGCUUCUUGAUCGUAUUUGCGAUUUCCGAAGUAACUACCCACAGAGUUGCCUUGUAGUUCGUCUAUCUUUCCUAGUUCGUGUGUUUUUAGAUUUACAUGGGCCCCUUGUCCAUAGAGGUCUACCGACACCACAGCAAGAUAAGUACAACUCCGGAAGCAGUUUGGUCUGGGAGUCACGCAUGACAGUACUAGGCCCUUACCUAAGUCUAGACUAGCUAUCCUGGCCGCAUGCCUAAUCCGCUUGUCUCUCCCGAUCAAAAGACGAGAAGGAAAGAUUCGCGAGGAGUAUGCAGAAAAAAUUUCUUUGUCACCGUUGUGACAUGUUCAUUUUUUGACCAAAGAAGUUUCAUUUUUUCUAGGUAUCCCACACAUGGCGCCCAUGCCUCUUAGCUGUUUCGAAUGUGGUGCGCCAGGCAUUACACCUCGAGCAUGGUGGUGGUGGCCCGGAUAGUUCAACUCAGUUCAGAAGCACCCCGGAGUGCUGGCUUUGCCGUCGUGAAGACCGAGGGCGUGGCUCCUAAAAGUCCGUCGCGAAGAGGCCGUCUUCUGGCGCAUAGAAGCCCGACCUUCGCCGGCGGAGGUUCUGCAUGUUGCGGCGGGCGAUGCUGGGUGGCUCUUGAGAGUCUCGGGCUCGUGUCGCUUCGGUGGCAAAUCCCGGAAGUUUUGCAGGUUGCGAGGUGUCGUGGACUCUGAGAGCCCAAAGCUGGUCGCGAAAGUGUCAUUAGACGGCUGCCCAGCCAAAGGCGUUCCGGGGCCGCGGUUUUGGUCUGGAAAACGGCAGGCGCUUCUGGGAUAUUUUUGGACCACCUUCAACGGGCUGGGUCAACAUGCAUGCUUGAAAUGUACUAGCGAGCCUGCCGCAUAAUUCGCAACAUUUCUUGGCAGAAAUCAAUGGACACACAUAGGAAUAAGCCAAUCAAAAGGCCAGCGCUUUUGCUCAGAAAAUGUAUAUUUCAAAACGGUGACGAUUACAAAUUUUCCCUGAAUGAGGAGCACAAGGAGCGAACGUCUCUCAUCGUGGAACUCGUAGGAAACCUCUUGCUCAUGAAAGAGCCACAUGCAGAGUGUGGGGCGGGGAUGUUUUUCCAUCUGAUUGCCUCAGGUGAAGGCGCAGUCACGACCAGCAGCAAUGCGUCUGCCGGAUAUCCUCUGCACUGCUUAACGUCCCUACGACCCAGUAAAUAUAUACUAUCUCAUCCGCAAGUUUUGCAUGUGCAGGACAUGUCUGACGUGACUUCCCACAUGAGUCAUUAAUUCACGCGAAGCGGUUUGCUUAUGUCCGGGCUGUUUGUUUAUGCCCGGCCUGAGUCCGAGAGCAGUUGUUUCGCUCGUAUGCUGAGCUCACAUCUUCGCAAGGAAGCUGGGACGUUUCUACCCAGGAUAGCUGGCGGGCAGAGCUUAGUGCUGCGCACAAGCAGUGCGAACAGCAACUGGCGCGGCGACCGCAGCUGCGGCAGCCGCCUGCCAGCUGUUCUGUGACGGUUGUGUCAAUCGGAGAGACGAGCCGCGACGUAAAGUGUAACGCCGAGGAUCCAUUGGAAGGAAGCCCGUUCUCGAAAAUACCACCGGUGCGCAGAGGCCGUGGAGACGCCGGCACUACAUCUGGCAUUCACUGGAUCGACCCGGUCUUAGUUAAGCAGAGUUUAGAUCUAGAGAAGCUGUGCAACAAAUCGGUCAGCCUCUUGUUGCCGUCUACCAGCGUAUUUGCAUACGGUUUCCUUUGUUUUUUGCUCUUCUGUGUGCUGGAGCUCACUCCGGUUGCCGACGUCGUGGAAUUUCGCGUUGCGUAUGAUCAACUUUUUGACGACACGUAUCAUGAAGAAGAAGCCAUCCGCUCUCCGUAUACGCAAAUGGAUGCUUGUGCUACGUGAGUCAUUUGUUAGCACAAAUGAUGGACAUGGUGCGGGACACCGCGGCCGCAGGCAGACUGUGAGCUUCUGAAAAGUUUUUGUUUUUGCAGUUGUUCGGCGAGGGAGACGUGUUUGGUAUGAGUGAAACAGGAGCUCCAGGGGUUGCCUCGAAAAUGCACCGCUCAACAGGUCUCGCUUCCGCUCUAUGGAAGACACAGGCGGGCAUGGCGUGUCAUUGCGACCACGAAAGUCCGGCAGUGCAGGUCUUGGUUUGACAAUGAUGCGGAGGGCGAGGGGGAUCUUUCCGCAUGAUGACGCAGCGUCCUCGGUGAUAGUGGACCACAGUGGAGACUCAAGAUUGGCAUACCUUGAUGCAGCAGACCACGAGGCAAGCCCGAACACUACUCAUGGGGGUCGAGCACAUGCUGUUUUUCUUCCCGGCCGAUCCUUUGUAAAUCAGUCCUUCUUGCAAGUCCAACGUGACGCCGUCAAAUGUCCAAAAAUGCGGGAGUUAGUAACGUAUCAACGUGGCCCUGCAUACGCCGCGUGGCUAGGGGGCGGACAGGACGAGCAGGGAGCGGUCGUCGCGGGCGAAGGGGUGCAGGUGACGCAGAGCGUACUUGUUUUCAAUGGAGCCGGCGGCACAGAGUCAGGGCCAGGGACAGCAUCGUCAAAGCUCACAUCCUCAACUACGUCAGUGGGAACACCGGCAGCAUCGGGCUCAACUGAUGCAGGCGAGUCCUUUUCGCAAAAUCGCCGAGGUUUUGUUGAGUUCCAAGUGGUAGACCACGCUGGCAGCGGGCCGUUUUAUCUGAAUGUCGAAAUUCGUAAUUUUUUUCAGAGCCACAUGUUGUACUCGUGGUCAAUGUAUCCUGAGUGACGCUUCUCUCUUGUAUGCAGCUAACAAUAUCAUGCAUUUUGGUCUUGACUGCGUUUUAGACAACUGCGGAAAUAAUAGCGACUUCCUUGACCACAGAUCACUCCGUCUGGCAGCGCGAUGUUGGGUCCGAAAACACUCGCGCACACAAAGCGAAGUACGCGCGGGCAACUUGACCGCUUUAGUCGUCUGCAAUGCAAUUGCAAGAGCAAGCCAGUGGCGUAAGUUCCUCGCUGCGUUCUUAUGCCCUGUGCUACAAUAUUGCAGCCACCGCGUUCGUAAUUAUUUCGUCCCUCGCUCAGCACGCUAUGCUCCCGAUGGCUCUGAUAGAUUAGCCAGAGCGAAAUAAGCCGCGCGGGUGUGCCAUUCUUGCGCUUUACGAUCUACGGAAGUUCCAGGUGGAGACACGACGAUCCACAACCACACAGCACUGAAUCGUGAUUCGGUUCGGUCAUCCAUCGUGAUUCGGCCAAGUCAACUGGCGUCUACGACUUGACGCGUAGGGGAAAGGAUCGAGCUGAUGGCCGUCCUCUGUUUGGUGGGGCCUCACAGAGUUUCGUCAUGCUGAGAGAUGCCGCGCGGCGUCGUCUUCUCUCCUUCCAGAGCAGAAACAGAGUCCAUUCACCUGGUCGAGGGCCCUGAUCAACCACUGGAGCGCUUCAUCACGGAGCGCUCUGGUGGAGUUCGCGAAAGUAACUAAGGGUGUGCAGGUAGCAACGUGUACGUGGGGACAAAAGGGCUCUGUCCGUGUCGGCUGAAUUGAUCUUCGUGCCUGAGCAGCAAAAGAAAACCGUAUGCUGCUAAGGAAGUAAGUAAUUGAUACGUUAUGAAUAGAUAAAAGCACUCGCUACACGUACACGCACCAGGCGAAUGGCCAUGGCGUGAGUCGUCCAGCGAGUUUGAAAGCAGCAAGAGUUUGCUUGCGCGGGAUACACGGGACGAAGAGCAACUGAAGAGUGGCGGCGAGAAAUUGCACCCGGCCAACCGAUGCAAACAAUUGGAGUCGUACAAAUUUCAUACUUCCGGUAGCCGACCGGCGGGCGAAGCGGACUUCUCUCCUUUGUUUAAUUUUCCCUGCGGGCUUUUACCGAUGUCGAUGCUAAACGAUACAUUCAGUGUCGAGCUCAAAACUGGCGGACACUCCGGCGAAUGGCGGCGGCUGAAGGUAGAAGUGGACGACGAAAGAAGUGCAUGGGCCAUUCGCGGGCUUUAUCACGAGGAAAGGUCUGUUGCUCCCACCCCAUACCCGAGGUAAAUCUUUGCAGGUGGGCAAUGUAGUGAGGACAGGACUACAAGUGUAGGAAGCAACGCCCCUGGCCAGGCAAUGAAAUAACUGAGACGAGAUCAAAUAAUUGAAGGUAGAGUAUAUAUUUAGGCAUCCGCGUAGACCAGGCACCCUCUCAGACCAGGCACCGUGGUUCAGGUACUCCGGACCGUACCCUCUGGGCCGGGCAUCCUGUGGACCGGAUGCCCACUGAGCGAGUAUAUGAAUGGGCCCAAGAAAAGCACCGCCCGACUUUGUGCAUUGCCCGAAAGCCGAUAGCUAUUCGAAAAAAAAGGAAAAAAAAGCGCAACCCUUUGCCGCGGAAUAUAACGAGUCCAAAUAGAAAAACCGACUCCGUGCAUGGCCCGAAAGCCGAUGGGCAUCCCAAAAGCGCAGCGUUUUUGCGACAUGCAAAGCCUGACGUUAGAUGGCCGCUGCGAGAUGGUUUGAAAAUUUUUCGAGGCUUCGCGCCAUCGGGAAUGAACGAGCAAAAAAUAAGGCACGUAGAUCCUGCGGAGAUGUGUCACACGCGCACGGUUUUCGACCUUUCUGAGGGCCACAAGUUGAAGGCCUCCCCCGAUUGAAAGGGGUCAACUUGGGUGGCCCAGAAGGCCUUCUGGAAAGGCCGAAAAUUGGGCAACUUCUUGCGAUUUGCGCAUUUUCGCGGGCCCGCCUGCCCUCGUGUAUGACGCUACGCACCAUGGCAUGGCGGCGGGGGCCAUUCAGAGCGGGCUGUUUUGUCGCGAGGGGCCUAGAAGAAAUGCCCCGCUGCGAGCUGGGGCCUAAAAAGGGCGCCCCGCUGCGAGUUGGCUGCAUUUCGCUUGCAAUGCGUAGCGCCGGAGCCUGCGGGCCGGGGCCGCCGCGGGCGACUGUGCUCAGGCGUCCGCGGCUCCCUGGGGCCGCGGGGAAGUGGUGGAGUCCGCUUGGAACUCCACUAGGGUGGAGCUCCAAGAGCUGUCGUUUUUUCUCGGUGCGCCGGCUGCCGUGCGGCAAAAGCGCGGCCCUGAUGUUGGAAAAAGGCUGGCGGAUCUUCGCGCUGGUUAGAUGUUCACGCACCCACUUGUUUCCCAAGAUCGCCCUCCGGGCGCGAGCUUCAUGCAAGAGAGCAAGGGGAGAAAGUGUCAAGCGUAGGGCGCCUGUUUUUGCUGCAGCCACGUAAGACACGCACUGCGCGGCGCCUGUAGCCAUUGCCAAGCGAGGCGUUUUUGAUAUUCCCGUCAAUUGAAGGAGAAUAAUUGCACACACAUCGAGCAAAGAGGAAAGCGGCGGAAGGGCUUCAGGGUAGCGCCAAGGGUUUUAGUGAGGCAGCUGGGGAUGCAGGUUGUAAAUCCGCGCUUUCCUGCGUUCCCCGGUGGCCUUUGCGUACCGCUAUCAGGGCUCCGGCUCAGGUAGCGCAGGCAGGAAGAGGAGUCUUUGUCUUGCUUAGGACCUGCCAUUUCUAUGGCGCCUGUUCUGACGCAAGGAAGGGAAGCAAAGGUGGCUUGUUUAGGACCUUGUGGCUGUGUGGAGGCUGACAGGAGCAUUACGGAAGAGGAGGCAGCUCUGCUCCAGUCUGAAGCCAGGGUUGAUGGAAGGCUCCGGCAGUCCUUCUCCCCGGCAACUCCCCGAGCUUGGCCGUUCACCACUAAAACGCGCGGCGUUUCAUGACAAACAGCCACUCGCUCGCCUGAAGAAGCGCGCACGCAAUUCCUGUUCCCGUCAACUCUGGAGGCGAUCGAUUGAGGCACUAACAAGCCCCGGCGGCUUACAAGCAGUAAUGUAGCCAAUGCGGCAGAAAGUUAGUCGCCCGCCUGAAGAAGCGAGCAUCCAAGUGAUUUCCCCGUCAAGAUUGCUGCCGCGGUCUCAUGAAAGUGAACGCAAAAGGCCAGGAGACUGCUGCGCCCUAUCAGCUGCGCACACAUGCGGGAACCUGAUUGCGUGAAAUUACAAUAGCCGCACAGUGCACGGUGGCAGCGAAAAAGCCAUACAACGCUUGGCAUUUUAUCUAUCAAGUUAUGUACGUAGGAGCGGAACAAUUUCUCGAGACCGAGAGGCUUCUGGCGGAAGUUUCUACCUAAGAAUGUGGAUGCUUGCAGAGGGAGACACGUGUCGCAACGUAGUCACCCGGUAGGCUGCAGCCAAGCCUCCUACGUUUCUUUUGCAUCUGCCUCGACCCCUCUGCACGCCACAAAAUUAUCUUCUAUGAGGCUUGACUAGUGUAGUCGGAACUCUUGACAAAAAGUGGAGCUUACCGCUUUUGCUGAGUAUGGGCAGGGGGCGGCCCUUUUUUUCGUUCUGAAAGAAAACGGAAAAAUCCGGACGAACAGACGACAAUCGCAGCCAGUGGGGAAUCGGGGAGGCAAUCGCCGGCUUUCUGGCUGCAGAAAUCCCUACCAAAGGUGCAGUGCGUGCAAAAGGACUUCUCUGUCGGUAUCCUGUGCAUCACUAGAGGCCAGCAUGUUCCCAACGCUUGCAUAAUCGAAGUAGCCGAAUAAGCGUUCUUCUUCCUGCACUGCUAGGAGUCCUGGCACUUCGUCGCAGCCACGCGCUGUAUGAUGAAGUUCGAUUUUUAGUGUAUCCGUCUGAAAGUGAAACGAGACCUCCACAGUCAGAAGAGGCAUGUGUAGUUUUUACGCAGUGACUUGUCUAAUUUUUACGCAGGAUGCCACUUCUUCCACCAAGGGACGCGCUCCCAGGAGAAUACCAAAGCGCACCCGCGAGUCAUGCGAUAAAAGAAAGUUUGUUUUCUUGGUCGAUAUUCGAGGACUACAACCUUGCCGCGCAGCCGUUUCAUUCCGCGACACCGUCUUCGACCCCGUCUCCUGCUGCAGAAGCUUCUUUUCGCUCCUCGGGUACUAAUUCAUCCACCGGUUCCCCUAUCAAACUGGGAAACGCCAUGUCCCCAGGAAUCCCAAGGGUUUGGCUUGGAAAGGUUCCAGGCAGAGACUUUUUGUGUAUUGCAUGAAGAGAAUGGGAUGCAUUGCCUACCUAUUUCCUUCGCCCCUCAGUCGGAUUUGUGCCGGUUGUGGAAAAGCUGCCCUCGUCACUCGUUUUGCGAUGUGCUGUCCUGUUACCGACGCUAGCUGGCGCCAGCGUCUGUGUCGUUUCUGUUUCUCUUUCUCCACAAGCAGAUAUUUGGCAGCGCGGGAGGACUAGCCACCCGGCGUAUGCGUUGUCUGUAGAAAUGUGAAGGAUAGUCCAGCUAUUCCGGUAGACCGAGGACAAAAAGAACAAAACUUGAAAGAAGAAGGUGAAAAUAAAAAAGAACCCGGUCUCCUUGCUUGGUGAAGGAAGUCGGCCAGGUCCGGCACGAUCCGCGGGACUUGCGGUGCCUGGCCGCGCCUUUGUGCAGGUUGCUUUCCGCCGGUCCUCCCAGAGGUCCUCCAUCGACCCCUCUCCGGGCCCUGCCACCUGAUAGCCGCAGGCGGAGGGCCGGGCGCGUUUCGGGCCGCCUUACUUGGUCUGCUGGAGCCCGAGGGCCCUUUUCCGGAGAUUGUGUGUCAGUUGCAGGAGUUGCAAGCGCCCCGGGUCGUGGGCAAGCCGGCCCACCGAGAAGGAAGCACCUCCAGAAAGGGGGCGGCCAAGCGAAUCACAGGCGCGGCCACGGGAGGCGCAAGGGCGACCUGCUUCGAACGCGACCGAGGGCACGGCUUUUGUGUCCUAGGUCGGGAGAUAUGUGCAGAAGAAGAAAAGGAAGCGCGCGCGAUGCGCUGCUACCUCGGAGGGUGUUGCUAGGGGCAAGCGAGGUGAUGGGAGAGGUACGCGGGAACCAGUUGCGCCAUCAUCUGAGGCGACGGCGCUGCGGCAUUGCAGGCACACAGCCAGGGCGGGGGACGGCAAAUUAAUAUCUGGCGCAUGGGAUGAUGUUGAGGCCGUGCCGCCUGCGCGACCUGCCGGAGCCCGCAGCGGCCCGGCCCGGGUAAAACGACCAGGCGGGCCGACUUCGAUUGGCCGCCCAAGCAGGACGGAUUGGCCGGCCGGCCGAGCAGCCGAAGGGCAGGAGAUGGCGGCCCCGCGGUCCUGAACGGUUUGGGCCCGGGAUAGGCGGCCGAGGCGCAGAAGGUGGCGCGCCGCGGGCAAUGGGCUCGGUUGCUUGUAGUGCAAUAUUGAUAAGAAGCGCCGCCCCUAGGGGUAGACUGGCGUGCGAGAUACAAAAACGCGUUUUCACGCGGCUAGGCUGCCGGCGCCGCGAAGUAAAAUGCGCCGUCCGGCCGCCUUCGAGAGGCCAGGGAGGCAUAUGGCGAAGUGGCCCCCAAGCUGCUGCCCGUGCUGCGCCUUGCCUCCCGACAGGGCCCCGGCCGCUUGUGUUCGCCCCUCCCUACUGGGGCGGAGCGACCGCAGCGCCGCUAAUCAGCGAAACGAGGAGCGGGACUUUGGGUGGCGCGCGGUGCUUCCCGGCGGCCGACGGUGCGGCGGAGCAGGCGUUAGGGGGGGCAGGCGCCCCGCUGUUUUCAGGCGGCGGCCGUGGUAGCAGAGGUGGAAGCCCGCUCCCCCCCGGUCUGGCUUGCCUCCCCCGCCCCCCCCCCCUUGCACUUCGUUGAGACCGAUCGGAGUGGAAUAAGCGCCGCCACCCUUCACUCUGCCAGCCGGCGCCGCAGGCCCGCGGGCCCCACGAGCGGUUCUCGCGGUGGCCUAAACAUAUCAAGCGCGCGCGGUUCUCAGCCCUUUGGAAGUGGCGCAAAGUAGCCCCAAACACGAUGGGCCCACCCUCUGGGCAGCGCAGUUGCGACCCUUGUGGCGCCAGUCCGUUGGCCUCGGCGAAUCGCGUACAGUUGCAGACGUUUGGCCCCCCCGUUGUCAUCUACUCUGGCAAGCCGAGACGUGUGAUUUUUGACCGCGGCCAGCAAGCCGAGACGUGUGAUUUUUGACCACGGUCAGUUCCCGUCUUUCGCGCGCCCGGGUGCGUUUCGUCCGUCCGGGUUCCCGUCGGCUUCGCGCAGGAGGAGGGCGGCCCGUCUCCAGGUCUCGCCCCCUAGGUUUGAAUUAGCUUGCCGACCAGCUUUGUGGCUCUUCGUUUUUAUCCAUUUUUGCCGCCUCUGCCUCUGUUCAUUUUGGCCGCCCCUGCCCCCUGGUUUACUCGCAGCCCGCGCCCCCGUUCAUUUUCUCCGCGUCCGGCCGACGGCCGGGCUGUGCCUUGGUUCGUCUUCCGCUUGGUUGGCAGCAUUGGAGGCGCCGGGCCCGCACAGCUAAAGGUUGGCGGCCUCCUUGUUGCUCCAGAUGUUGCCCGAUGUGCUGCCACAGGCCUGGCGGCAUUGUCUUGGCUGCCAUCUGGGUCAGCACUUCGACCGAAAUGUAGCUGGCCACUGGGGCCGGGCAGCCGAGCCUGCCCCCCUUCGCAAGUUACCUGGAACACAGGGCAGGCCCCCCAAAAUAAAUGGAAGCAAGGGGCUACGUUUUCCGGAAGCUCCCCCUGGGCUAGUAGAGUAGCAGGGGAGUGUCAGCAUGCUCGAUGUUCCGAUCUAUCUCGAUCCUCGCGUCUUUGUGUGUCGCCGCCCCUUGCUCGUUGGGAGCAAGAUCCUGGCCCGAGCCGUUCAGCACUAACUUUGGCACAGGUUCGCAGACUCUAGGCAGUGGGGCCAGGACUUGAAUCGUUGAGGGCCCUGAGCCUUUUGGGCCUAGCAGUGGCCCCACCUCUCUCCCUUUGUUCUCGUGUGUUCAGGCUCUAACAGUAGCGCCGUGGCCUCAAUUCGGGCGCCUUUUUUUUCUCCGAAGGCUGUGGCCUGAACUGAGCCGGUGCGCCUGCCUACGCCUUAGCCGGGCAUGCAACCUGCCCGAUCUUACAGGUGACCCGGAACGCAGCGCAGGCUGCCCCGGCUUGUGUGCCUCCGGGCCCCGUUUCGCAAUGUUGCGGGACGAGGUCCGGAGGCAGAGGUAGAGCAGCGCCUGGGAAGGUGGGGCCUGAGAAAAGAGUAAAACAUCCCUACCCCUAACAUAUUCCCACCCUCCGCGGCUCGCGGUUGCGCGCGCACAUGCCCGCGGGCAGUGCCGUGGCCGCACAAGCGCGUCGCGCUUGUGUGCGCCGCGCGUGCCAGUCGUGGCCGGGGCAAAAUAAUCAAGAUGCGCCCGCAAGCUGUUGGGCACGGCCGCGCGGGUUGUGGGCGGGCCAGAGCGGGCGGCGCUUUUCUUCUCGUAGUCAUUUGCGAAGCUGCUACGCAUUCAAUUACCCUCCGGCGUGCUACGACGAAGGCGCGCGCGCGCAGUCGCAGGAACCCACGGCGGCAGGACAGGGCGCGCCGCGACAGUGUCGACCUGCGCCCCCCCCUCCAGUGUAUGCAGUACGCGCCCAAACCUAGACUAGAGUCACCGAGGUGGCGCGCUGUGUCUGAAUCUAGCCGCGCCGGCCGCGUGUACUGUACGUGGCGGCGCGCCAUGCUCCUCGUUGCCCUCUUGCAUUUGUUCCCUUACCGUUGGGGCAAUAGACAUUCGUCAGGGCAUGGAAAAUACUUGGACCGAUCCGGAGAAAAAAGAGCCUAGGCCUCCUUUUGGCAGGCAUUUGCGAAGCGCAGCGCGGUCGAACAUGCGCGGACCUGAAUCACGAAGUGCAUUAUCGUACGGAAAGACGACUCGCCCACAUACUCAGCAAGGCAGAGCUGGCGCCCCAUCUGUGGCCGUGAGUCAGCUUGCCUGCGUUGGAUGAACAGAAUGCGGAAGCGCUUGGCCGUAUUCUAUCGGGCACACCUUCUGCCGCCGCCAGCACGCACCACUUGAGCUUUGCCCGGGGCAUGCCGCCCGCACCCUUGGUCUUUGCCGAACCGCUGGGCCUGUGUGCAUCGUUGCGCAGCCUUUCACUCUGGGCACCGACCUACAACGCUUUUGCUGCUGAUUAUGGAGGCGCGCAGGCUUUUAUUUUUUUUUAUACACAGCUGCCCUCGUCGUCGUCUUAGUUUUGCACUAAAUUGAUUUGGGGCGAUGUUGAUCACAGACAGGAAGAUCACUCUUGGAGCAGGUAGCAAAUGGGCCGCGAUGUAUCUCGCAGCCGCGAAGUAACCGGCUGGUCGGCCAGCCAGGCGAUUAGCUCGCGGUGGGCUCGAGCGGCCUUAGGCGGCAACCAUUCAAGGCGCGAGCGGAGCUAGCCGUCCAGCCGCCCGGGUGGUUGCGCUCGUAGCUGCGAGUUAGCUGGCCACCAGCGACCGCGGUCUUGAAAUGCGUGCUGUUUUGUUGCCGAGUUGGCCCGCUUGAAGACUGUGCGGUCUUGUUGCUGAUCUGGGGCAUUUCAAACGGCUCCAGAGAGAAAGAGAAUCGCCGGCCUUCGGGCCGUUUGCCACCGUUGAUUUGAAAACUCUGGCCGGAUUUUCAAAAUCGCCAGACGCCGGAGCGCCUUGAUCCGGUUUGUUUCAUUUUCUUGAAACCAGCCGCGCGCGCGCCGCCUUCGGUACGUGACGAAGAGAACGCCUGGACGCCUGAUCGGGCAGCAAAAAUAAAGGAAACGACAAUAGGGCGCGGUGGCUCGGCCACGGUAUGGAGAAGAGGCCGGCGCGCGCAUAUUUGAAGACGGGCCCGAUUUUCGCUUCUCGCGCGAGGCCGCUUGGCGUCCCAGCCGGCGCGGCUUUUGCGCAUGCGGCAGCAGGGAGCUCCGGGAAAGCCGGGGUCCGUCUCUCGGGCCCGCCGGCCUGGUUCGCCGCAAUCCAUCGGGCCACCCGGAGCUGGCCGUAUUUUUCGGACGAUUUCCGCUGGCCCUCACGAAGGUCGCCGGCCCUGCCCAAGACCCGCCCUUUCUCUGGACCGGCCAUGCCUGGGACGGCCGGGGCGCUAUCGUGGUUCCGGUCCAGGUAGCAAAUCCCCGGGCGCCCCAUACAGAGGGCUAUGGGCGUCCGGCGGACCUCCCUUCUGGGCGGCGGAUAUUCCCGCCCGAGUACGCCGGAACCGCGCGUCGGGCCGGCCGACUGGCCGGACUUCGGCAGCGAGGCCCAACAGAAUGCAGCCGGAUCGGAAGAUAGGGAGGGGCGACGAAGGACCCCGAACAGCACGGGCGCGCGCGGAUUUUUUGGCAUUGGUCUGUGGCUUUUUCGGCUCGUGCCCCGCAGACCGGACCGGGCCGGCCCUGAUUGUUAGUUCGAGCCCUUCAAGACAGCCGGGCCGGUCGACUAACUUCGGCUUGCAGGGCCAACGGGCUGCAGCCGCCGAGCGACUGCGCGCCGGGAGAGAGAGCGGAAGAAAGACGGCGCGGCGGCGGGCGUUGAACAGCGUGUGGGCGGGCAUUUAGGUUUAGGCCGCUCAUGGCCUUGUGGGGUUUUGGAUUUGCUUUGUUUGUGUUCUUUACUUUUGGGCGCUGCUAUUUCGUUUCUGCUUUUAGGCCUCGUCCUUUGUGCAAACCAUGAAUGCUCCGCGCCCUCAUCAGAUGUGAGGAGGCUUUCCGAGCGCCACGACCCCAAUGUUUUCUUCCUCUCCGCUUCAUCUCCGCCACUGUCAUCGUGCCAGUUCCGCCGCCGACGCCGACAGGGUUGAGAGGGCUUCUGGGGUUGAGGGCUUCUAUUUUGAUUUUAGUCUUCGCGCGUGGCAUUUUUAGGGCGUGCAUAUUUGCAAGCGCAGUCGUGGCCUGGGUGUCUUCGCGUGCUUCGUCGUUCAUGUUUUCGCCUCAUUCCCCUCCGUCGGCCUUCAAGUCGUUCCUCGCGAACUUUGAAGGCUGUUGCGUUUGGCGGGGACUUUAUUGCGCUGAUAAUUUCGGCUGUCAGAUCUGGCCAGGCCCUCGACUUCAGUUCGCAGCUUUUGCGCCACUUUGGCAGCUUCUCAAACCGGCCCAGAGGGUGGCAGUCGCUGGCGCGCUAUCUGGCCGCCAGCCUUCAACCGCCGGCCGGCGGGGGCGCUCGGUCUUGCGCAAUUGCGAGGGCUGUAGGCGCUUUACUUAGGAAGACCCCGAGCAGAACCAACCAGAUUUCCGGCCUUCCGGAUCGGUUUCAGCUUGCGGCACUUCCCGACGCUUCCCUGAGCAACGAAAACACUCCGCGCACUAACAUUGCCAGACGCACUGGAUCGGUUCGGGAUGGUUGGCCGGCGUCGCGUAUUUGUUAGCUCUGCCGCUUAGCUUUUUGCCUUUGGCGUUUAUUUUUUCUUUGGCUCUUGCGUUCGCCUUCGCGCGGAGUUUCCGCUUUCCCUUUUGGACGCCAUUGCUGAUGGGAAGGGAGUUUCGGUUGACGGCGCGGCCGCUCACCAGUUAGGCGGGCGGCGCUACGCGUUCGAGCGCCGGCCUGCCCUUCAGCAGGCACUUUCUUGGUGUUGGAGGGCUGGUUGUAGGCGGGCACCUUCUCGCCUACCCAGUAGAAGCGAGCGCUCGCGAUGGCCUUCCCCUCUUGGCCGUUAUGAUAGAGGGCAGGUUUUUAGCAAACGCCGCGGGCUUUUGCCGCGUCUCUCGUCUCGCGGCCUGGCCGGAUAGUGCGCGUGUAUUUGUGGGAAAUCCGGAUAAUGCGCCCGAUAGUUGCAAACUCCGGGAGCUCGCAAAGAACCCAGCAGUCCGCGAGCUCGUAAAUGAUGCCCAGGCCAGCAGCCCCCCCCCGGCGCCCGCUCGCUGUUGGUUUACAUAGAAGCGGCGGGCGCCGUUGCUUCCGGGGGGUGCAGGGGCAUCAAGGUUUGCAAGGGGCGGGCGGCGGGGACGGCGAGGGGCGUCGUUCGCUUGGCGACGCGAAAAACCGCCCCGCUGCGCGCGCCAGCUUUAAUUUAUCGCGGGCGACGAAGUCUGGUCCUGCAUAUUGGGGCUGUGCGCUUUCGAGUUCCAAAAAUGGGGCAAAUUUGCUGAGCGAAUCUGUUGCGCCGAAUGUCCACACGGCCGCCUCGCUACGAGGUGCGGGCGACUCGCUAUCGCUUCGCGGCUGUCUUCGUUUUUUUUCGCCAUGGCGUGGCGCCGAGAUGCGCCUCCUAGGAGAGCGCGUGCUUCAUCUCUCGCCUCGCCCUUUUUUUCGAGCGAGUUUGUAUCCCAUCGUAGGCGAUUCGCAAACUGCUCCGAUUGGCCACGAGUAUCGUUGCUUGAUUUUAGGCAGAUGCAUCCCUGGAGAGCGAUAUUUUUUGGGAACAUGACAUUCAUUAACCUAAAAUAAAAGCGCAGCGCUGCGCUUUUUGUUAUCAUUUAGGCCAAUGGAGGGAAGUCUUUUCAGGAAAGGCUUUCCAUCAGGCGCUCGCUCUUUUUCCCGCCUUGCUUUUGCGCUUAUGUACGUGGAUCGGCUGGCUCUUGUGCCGUGGGGUUACUUUAGGAUCGAACGUUCCCAGCGGCGGGUAUAGCAUCGCAUCCAAGGGGGGUGCGCGCCCCGACAAUUCUCAGCGCUGGGGCUUUACAGUUACGCCAGCGCUUUUGUGGGCUUUACUUUCGUUUCUGGUUCCUGUCGGACCCGUUCGUUUUUCCCGUGCCCAGCUGGCACCCGGCAGCGCUGUGUAUAAGGUAUCCUCGUAGUUCGUAUCCAUUACCUUUGCCACACUUGGCCUCCCGCCGUGUCCGCCGCGCCGCGCAUGAGGUUCGCUCGUCUUCGUCACGUCGUCUGAUUCUCCGCAGCCGCCGCCUUGCGGGUUCAAAGGGUUUAUGGGUGCCAGAGGUCGGGACUCACGUUUGGAUUUCAGUCAGAUCACUGGGCUGCGCUUAGCUUGAGUAUGGUGAGGCUUGAUUUUUUAUUGUAAUACUCUGAACGUGGUUGCAAUGUCGACGAUAGCGGGGCUGUCUGCUACUAUCAGCCAGAAGAAAGCUAGCUUCGCAACAGCUUUGGGGAAUUUAUGCAAGAACGCACACACUCAAAGUAACCGAAUAAGGAAGCAAAAGAAAAAGCAAAAAAUAUACACGCUUCGUUUUUGCAUCGGUAAGGGUAUCUAUUGUGGUGGUUAGUUUUUUGCCUGCGUGAUAUCUGAUCGGAUCUUCUUGCAAGAGGAAACGCAGUAUCAAGUGGUAAUAUAUCUGGGGCGGCGACAAGAGUGCACGUGUUUACCUGGUUGGCUGAUUGGAUAGCGCCUAACAAAGGCGCGGCUUCUGCCGUUGAAGACCGCGGCGCCGAAUUGCCGGGGCGCAAUGGGAACCGGUCGACGACGGCGGCUAUGACCGAGCUACAGUUAGCACCCGGCUCGCUGCCCCCGAGUCAUGCCCGGGCUAGGCAACUGUUGGGAUAGGCAUGGGGCGAGCCAGAGCAUGGGCGUCCGGACGCUCGGCGGAGGCGGGCAAGGGCACAGCCGCCCGCACUGUGUUCGCAGCCAGCAAGGGCCAAGGCUGUGCCAGCCGUCCCCCCGGCGCUGCAAUUUCUGCGGCGGAAACCAUCCUGGAUUGCCUCGAGGAGGGGCCAGGGGCCGCUACAGAAAGAAAGGCGACCGCGCCCUGCUUUCAUUCUUCGGGGCAAGCGUCGACGAGUGGGCCCCGCGAGUUCCGGGUCGAAGGCGCGGGGGACCCCGCGCGCCCCCUUGGCCUGGCAUAAACUUUCGCAGGCCGCCGCCGGAUACCGUCCCUCCUUCGUUGUUAUACCCCCGGCCGGUAGGGGUAAAGCGCGAAGCUCGCCGCGCCUGCCGCCCGCCGUUCUGCCGGCUGGCCCGCCCCAUUUUCGAUUGCAGGGCCGCACCCGCGGAAAAGGGGGCGCAGGAUGGCCUAGAGGAGGGACCCGGGGCCGCUUCAGAGGGGGGGGCGGUCGCGUCCUGCUUUCGUGCGCCGAGGCAGGCAUCGAGGGGGGGCCCCCUGAUUCCCAGGCGGCCCCGCCCCCGAGGCCGGCCGGGAAUCUGUUUUCCCGAGAAAUUGAUGGGAGGAAGGCCGCCGCCGAAUUCCGCGCGCCCGCCGCUUCGCCCUGCCAUCGCAAGGCCGCGCCGGCGGCAAGGGGGGGGGGGCUGUAGCUUAGGACACGCCCGCCCCUACCUUGGGCCACAGGGCUGGCGCCGGCCAGGCGGCCUUUUAUCUGCCCGCCCAUGGCGCCAAGACUACCCGCGAGCUGGCGUCGUGGUUUCCCGGGGAGUUUGUGCGCCUUGGGUUUUCCGCCUACACGGCCCACCCCGGCGACCUGUGUUUACGCAGCGUGCGGGCCCGCGCGUCUCCGGGGGCCCGGGCGGGAGAAACAAUUGGAAGGGGCGCGCGUACCAACUGCGAAGGGGCGGGAAAAACAACCAGGGGGCCCCGGAAAUGGAAAUCAGGGGCGCGCGCCAAAAUUGCUAGCGGACGCGACCCCAAAAGCCCUUCCGAAAUAAACGGACGCGAGCGAGCUCGGAUGGGGGGGCUUCAGGCAAAAUUGCGGCCGGGUGGCAGCAGAAUGCAGGCAGGCGAAUUGUGUUGGCCGGCUUUUCCGAAUGCGCACAGCGGGCAGACCUUGCGCCAGAGCUUCGGAACCCAUCGCAGAAAAAGAAGGAUGGGAAAGCACUAGAUUGGUGCCUCCGAGCCCCAAGGCCCCUAGCAGACUUGGCCCUGCGGGCCAGAAUUUCGAGGGGGCGCCGAAGGGUUUCCAGUAUGCGGACCCCGCGGUUGGCGGCAGGUCGCUUUUUUUUGGCUUUCGAGGGCGCUCUUCGCGAUUGGCGGCUUUUUGCGUUUUACGCCACUCCGCCCUUCGGUGCCGGAACCCCGGGCCCGCAUACAUAUUGCGUGGCGCCCCGCAUUUACCAGCCCCCGGGCGGGCGGACCAAACUCGGCCGGCGGGCUUUCAAGAACUCGCUUCGCGCCCAUUAUCAAGGCGCCGGACUACGGAAGAACCCGAAGCCCGGCGGGGCGCCCUCCUGAAUUUUGCGACGUACGACGCCCGGGCCCGCGCAGGUACAGCCGAAGAGGCGUGGUGGCCGGCGCGGCGAGAUGGCUGACAGCGCGCCGCAGGCCCGGCAUUGGCAGCCCCCGGGGCUUUGUGGGCAGUGCCACCAAAUUCCGGGCGCUCGCGGAGUACACGUUCCGACGCGCGAGCAGUCUGUACCGAAAGGAAGCGGGGGCAGGGUGGGGGAGAACGGAAACACGUCGGGGCAGCGGAGUACGGAAAAAAAAGGUGGCGCCAGGGGGCCCGGGGGGGCUGGCAAAGAAGCAAGGCAGUGGCAAGGCGGGAGAAGCGCGCGGCCGGACCCGCGCCUAAGGUGCGGGACAGGCCGGGGCACCUGCCCUAGAGGACCUCAUCCAGGCAAGGGGUGGAGGGGGGCCAGAAAAGUGUCGGCGUGGCGGGCAGUCGUCGCGGCGCGCCCUUGUAUCUAGUGCGGCCGCGGGCGGUCUAGCGUACCUUGGCAGCCAGACAGGAAAACCCCCGGCCGCUUCCAACGGGAAAACUGGCUGGCGCGUUUUUGUAUAUUGAAAAAGCACGGAGGGAGAGCGCGCAGUGGGGCUCGAAAUAGAAUGCAGUUCCAGCUGCUCCGGUACGCCCCAAAACCACCCCGGCCGGGCCAGGGUGGCAGCGAGCUAGGCAAGUGCGGCCCUUAGCCCAUGUAUGUGAAGGACAGAAUCACGCCCGGCUUGUGACCGCUGGGGGGGCGUGUCGGUCCCGGCUGCAUCGCUUCGAGGCCGCGAAAACGGAAGGCCGCGGGGCCUCGGUGGAAGGAAGCCCGCCCCCCCGGCCAAGGUCGGGCCGCUUCGGCCGGGCCCCCCGGCGGCGCUGGCCUGAUUUCGGCAGAGGCUCUCCGUGAGGUUGCCAAGGCUCCCGGCCCGAAGGGGGGCCACGGCAUGAAAUUGGAGCCGCGCUGCGCGAAUCGGGGCGGGGCGCACUCGCGCCCCGCUUUUGGAGGCAGGCGCGUAGCUAGCGUUUGGGCCUUUCCCUUCGGGCCCAGGGUCUGCGUUUGGGGCUCCGGGCCGUCCGCCCUGGCUGGCCGCAGGCUUUCCCAGUGCCGCGGCUGCGGCGGCGCCGCGCUCCCCGCAAGCCCUUUUUGUGGUCGGUCCCGCGUGGUUUCCUUUGCUCAGCCGGGCAGUGCCUGGGUUGGCGCAUCAUUCCGAUGGACCGCUGAAGCCGCCCGGCGACGCCGGGCGUUCGUUCGCCUCCGGCGCCUACAAACGUGACUCAUGGCAAAGGCCUACGGGCCUCGCAUAGAAGCGUCUUGACGAACGUACGCGAUUCGGCGGCAGGCCUCGCGCCAGAAGCAACCGCAGCCCCAGACCUUGCGCUAGGGGGCUCCGGAAGGAGUUCCGCAGAGGAUUCCUACCGCAAAAACCAUGCGGCCCAACUAGCCGGGCCGCACGAGGCCGCCACGCUGCAAGGGCAUGCCAUUGGUCCGGUUUCGUCAGAGGAUUCCCGAGAGGAUUCCAAAGCCCGCCAACGAAUCUGCUCGCCCGGAUUGGGCCAGGAGGAAGGCCGCUCGUCCCCCAGGCGCCUGGCAUAGAUGGGCCCGAUGUCGGCACAGGGUUCCGCAGCAGGGGGCGCCGAAGCCCCCGACGGAGUUUGUCCGCGGGUCCGAUUGGUACAUGCGGCCGCACAUUUUUGCGAGCCUGCCCUCCCGCGAUUGUAUCAGACCGAUUUGAGCAGGGGGCCUCCUUGAGAAGUUCGCUAGCGUUGUAAGCUCGUACGCCUCCAGCCCAGACCUAUUUGCAAUGCAUUCCGCGCGGCUGCACGGCGUCGAAGCGCCGUUCUUCGGCAACUGGUUGCGUGUCGGCGCGAUGCCGAAAACGAGGAAGCUCCUCGGCAAGAUCAGAGAUUUGGACGAAAUUCCAGCCGGGAGCGCUAUUCGCCUGCAUUUUUCUGAUGUCUGGAAUCCAGUCCAGAGUUUCCAACGAAACAACGAGGACACCAAGACUGGUGGAGCCACGUCGAACUCGAAGGGGGGCGGUGUGCGGAAAUUUGCUGUGCUAGGUACUUGCGUUUUAUCACGAUGAAUGGGCGCUGACUUCUUGUGUGCCUUGAGAUGUGAGCGUUAUUUUUUUGUCUUUGCGCCUGCGCGACGGUACUUAGUGGACCAGCGGAUUGAAGCGAAAAGAUGUCACCACACUCCUCUAUAACAAGGUAGCCGGUCAGUUUUGGGGGGUCCAGCGGUGUUUCUUUCGGCGUUUUGCUUGUGCGGUGGAGCUUUUUUCGUCGUUCUAGGAUUCGUCUUAGCAAUCACACAAAGGAAGCCAAUUCUGCAGAGGGAUAGAUUGUUUUAGUGCGAUAGUUUCGGGCUUAGGCCUCGAGUUGCGGAUGUGGUGUAGUACAAGAGUUGUUACUAUGUCCGUUGUGGCUUGGUGUUAUCUUUAUAUAUUAGUAUAACGCUCCUCGUCGGCAUCGCCUUGUUUUCAGACGCGCCCGGCUCUUUUGGACACACGGAGGCGGCACAACGUAGCGCCGCGCUUCAGCUUCUUGCUUGCUUAGCUGUGCCCCCUCUCGUUUUUUUUUUCAUCUUUCCGCCCCCCUCUUCUCGUUUUUGCCUUUCGUUUGGCCUCAUUUCUGCGCCUCCUGUUUUCUUUCCACUUGCCUCUCCUUGUCACCCUUUGACUAGGAGGACAAAAAGCACUGCUUUCUGGCCCACCUCUUUUUGAAGUUAGCAAGCAACCGCCGCAGCCCCGAAGGUCUGAUAGAUAUGGCCUUCCUCCAGUCUUCUUGCGGGCGCCUGCUGCCUCUUUCUAACCCAAGAGGCGGAACGCUGCAAGCCCUUAGGGCUGCGCGAGCUGGCGGCCGCGCGCGCGGGAGUGGAUGGGACCGGGGGAGAGGUUUCCGCGGGUAUUCAGGUUCGUACGUGUGUGGGGUUCCGGUUCGCGUUUUGGGUCAGGAUUCGCGCUUGGGGCCAGGGUUCACAUGGUGGGCUCAGAAUCGUGCGGCACCCGCCUGGGAUCUAGGUACCCUCCUGGGGUGCAGGCUCGCGCGCGCGGCCUUGAUUCCCGGCUGGGCUACAGGGCCGCCCCGCUUCGUCCUCGGGGUUUCGGCCCUCUUCUGGGGACCCAGGUUUCCGCCCGAGUUUUAUGCCCCCGUGGCAGCCCGACGCAAAGGGUCGUGGCGGUACCCGAGUUAACAAAAGGCGACAGCCCAAGUUUGAAAAGGUCGUGGCGGUAGGGGGGCGCCUCCUAACGUUGCCGCCUGGCAUUGCCGCUUUUCUUCUUUGAUUUCAUCUUUUUUCGAGCGUGAUCCUGGCCGAACGGCGCAGGAGAACCGCCCGGGCCCGGCACGAGCGCCACCAUUGCAGGCGCGGGAACGCGGGAAAAUGCAGUGGCCUUAUCGGAGGUUCUAUGACGGGGCAGAAAUGCUCGCAAGCCAGAGUGUCGCGCCCCCCCCCGGCAUUGCUGCUGCGCUCUGCCUGCUCAGGCACCAGCUUCGCGGUGCAUUUCUCGCCCCCUGCCCGACAGAUUUCAGCAAGUCGGCACCCCGCCGGGCAACUUUUCGCAUUCGGUGGCCCCCUUUCCGCCCUUAGAUCCUUCUCCAUGUGCCAAGAAUAGCCUCCCCUCCUUUUUCUAUUUUCUGAAAAACGGUGGCGCUCCUCGAACGGUCGACCCUUCGGCCAUAUGCCAAGAAGAGCCGGACGCCGGGCCUAUUCAAUAUGGGAGCAGCUUAUUUAUCUCUGCGACACUGCAUCUUCAUCUUGAUUCGACUUGAGCCGGUCGCAGUGUUUUGAAGUCGAAGUUUAUGGCUCUUAUAUGGUGAAGUACUCCUUACUUAAAGUUAAAAUAGUCCAGCCGUCGGGCGAGUAGCAUGCUCGAAGUAUUUCGCUGUUUGCGAUUCCUCAGUCGUAAAUGCAACAAAGAGGUACGCAGUCCAUUUGUGUUUAUCAAGAACGACGAGAGCUGGCUUCUGUGAUGCAGUGGCUCUUCAACAUAUUCGUGCAGUUAGUUACAUACUUUAGAGAAACUGGCUAAAGCAUGCGUGUCAUCUUGCAUUCAUCUUCAGUCCCCAAAACUUUCAAAAACUUGACUUAGUUAAAUAGACGAGGAAAGUGAGGAAGUGCUACGCGUGGUAGGUUCUACGUCCCUGCGAAUAGCUUGAGUAUCCUUUUACCAUAUCAUAGAUGCAAUGAGCUUGCUAUCAGUAAAAAAAAAACGGAAGCAUAAGGCAGAAAGUUCAGUAGAGUAGCGCUGGGCCGUGCCAUCUCUGCGCAAAUGGUUGCGGAAAGCCCCCACAGUGUCUAAGCGGCAGCCAUAGCUGUAAAGUCACCGCGUAGAAGGAAGAGAAAACGAGUAUGAUAGAAAGCAGAAGGCGGGCCGCCGAAAGGUUUGCAGGUCUUGAAGCACGCAAGUGCGUGCCUGUCGAUGUACUACUCGACCGUCGCGCUCCGGCAAAACUGAAGGCGCUCAAUUUGUCGCCUAGCAGAAACACCUAGAAGCGCAGGCUUUGCCUGUGUGUG